Molecule: messenger RNA, 1164 nt
Organism: Owenia fusiformis
Lineage: Eukaryota; Metazoa; Annelida; Polychaeta; Sabellida; Oweniidae
Source: the annotation of a GenBank genome assembly
AACGCCCAUCUACCACUGCUCCACCAACAACAACAGGUCCAAGUAGGAUAACACCAUCUAUAGGAACUGGAACUGGACCAACUAGAACACCAGGUACCGGACCUACUGGGACACCUGGCACGGGACCAACUGGAACACCGGGAACUGGAUCAACUGAGGGCACACCUGGGACUGGAACACCAGUCACAGGUCCCACUGGAACACCCUCAACAGAAGCUCCUACGACAGGGCCAGGAGAAAUCAUAGCAUCACCUAUCCCUCCUAAGUGUACUAGCCAUGGCUGGACUCGAUACUUCAACAGUGAUAGCCCAGAUAACUAUAACCAAGGAGAUUAUGAGACCAUAGAGAGACUACGAAAGGCCUUCCAAUUUUGUUUCGAUGACCAGAUAGUUGGUGUUGAAUGUGUUAUUGCUGGAACAGAUGAUCCAGCUCAUACCACUGGUCAAGUAACUUCAUGUACACAAGAGUCUGGAUUUGUUUGUCGUGACGAAGAUCAACCCAAUGGUGAGGUCUGUCUUGACUAUGCUGUCCGCUUCUUCUGUUUCUGUACGCCUCCAACUGAGGUACCAACAACACCACCACGUACAGGACCAACUGAGGGAACUGGUACACCAGGAACCUCACCACCUGAGGGAACUGGCACACCCGGACCUGAGACACCUGGAACUGGAACCCCAGUUACUGGAAAACCACCCACUGGACAGCCACCAAGUGGUACUCCACCGACUGAAGGAACUAGGCCAACUGGAACAUCACCACCUGAAGGAACUGGGCCAACUGGAACAACACCAAUUGAGGGAACAGGACCAACUGGACCUCCAGGAACUGGCACACCAGGGCCUGAGACACCAGGAACUGGAACCCCAGUUACUGGUAAACCACCCACUGGACAGCCACCAAGUGGUACUCCACCGACUGAAGGAACUAGGCCAACUGGAACAUCACCACCUGAAGGAACUGGGCCAACUAGAACAACUCCAAUUGAGGGAACAGGACCAACUGGACCUCCAGGAACUGGCACACCAGGGCCUGAGACACCAGGAACUGGAACCCCAGUUACCGGAAAACCACCCACUGGACAGCCACCAAGUGGUACACCACCAACUGAAGGGACACCAGAAACUGGAAAAACUACUGAACCAACGGCACCUGCACCGACAACAC